AUGGCGGCUGAUGCACCGCUGGCAACACUGACUGGCACUGUCCAGCCGUCCAAAGAAGCAGACGAAGCAAUCGCAAAUCAAAAUGCAGUGUGUACCGCGGAAACGCUUCAUGUCGUGCCAGCCAUCAACACGGAUACUGUCGUUAUACAGGCAGAUCGGGUUGUAUCAGGCCCAGUACCGCCCGGUGCUGUGGGGGCUGUCGAGAGCAUGAUCUGCAGAGGACCCGAUGAUGGCGAGCCUCCAGAGGAGGGCUUCUACGGGAUCACGCUACCUGUCAAGUCCGCGCUUGACCUGAAGCAAGAAAGGCUGACCGGAUCUGUGACGAAGUACUUGCCUGUCAGUGGCUAUGGUAUGGUUAAAAGUCACAUGUUCGAGGGCGAGCUGAUGUUCAGGAUAGAUCGCGUAAUGCCUGAGUUUCAGGCUCAUCCUCUACAUGAGAAUGAAGGGGUGGAGUUUGAUGUUCAGGCCGAUGAAAACGGCAAAGCUGUGGCGGUGGCAGUAAAGCCCGUCCUGGGCAGAAAGCCUUAUGAUGUUCUCGGCCAGCGGCACCGUGGUUAUGUCAGACGCUUUGCCGAGCGCUGGGGCUUCCUCAAUGCUGCAGCCUUCGACGGGGACCUUUUUGUUCACCGGGACAAUCUCUUGCUGGAGCCUGGCUCCGAGACUGGCGCAGAUGGUCAGCCCAUUCUGCGGACGGGGCAAGUUGUUGAGUUCGACGUCGCGCUGGAUGAUCGCGGCAGGGCUGUGGCUAAGCAAAUCACGACACGAGCUUUGCUGAGACCUGGUGACUGGAUUGGUCACAGGCUGCGGGGCUACAUACGGUCCUUUCAGGGUGCCUGGGGCUUCAUCAACUCAGACCGAUUUGCUGGUGAUCUUUUUGUGCAUCGAGACUCUCUGUUAGCACAGUGCCAAAAUGCGCAGCUGGGACUGGGCACGGUGGUAGAGUUCGACAUCGAACGAGACCAUCACCGGAAAGGAGCAAAGAAUCGCUUGGUGGCAAGGAAUGUCGCAGUCCUCGGUCCCGGCGAGGCUCCUCCCGCUUCUCCAGCACAAGCGCCCGCACCGCCGAUCCCGGGGCAGUCAACCGCCACGGAUCCGGCGGCGCCAUAUGGCGUUCCGCCACCACAUUCUUCGCCAGCUGCACCAGCACCGGCGCCCAUGUACUACCAGGCACCUCCACCUCCGGUUCCUUUGCCAGAUCCGAGUGGAUAUGGGCCGCCGUAUCCGUAUCCCCCUCCGUAUCCAUAUUCGCCUUCCCUCCCACCGUACCAGCUGCCCUAUGCGCAGCCUCCAUACGGACCUCACUAUCCUUAUGGACAGCCACCUCCGUAUGGGCAGCCAUUGUCAUCAUAUCCGUACCCGCAUACGCCACAUCCCAGCACACCGACACAGCCAAACCCAGUCUCGGCAACACAGCCCGCUGCCACACAGCCUGCUGCUACACAGCCUGCUGCCACACAGCCUGCUCCCACACAGCCUGCUGCCACACAGCCCAGCACACAGUCUGCCACGCAGUCUGCCAACGUGCAGCCUUCCACCAUGCAGCUUGCUGCCACCGAGCCUGCUGCACCACAACCAAGCGCGCACUCUGCUGCCGCAAAGCCUGCUGCCAUGCCACCUGGUACCGUGCAGCCCUCUACCAUUCAACCUGCUUCACAACCUGACGAGCAGCUUGAUGUGAUGCGGCCGGGGCAGGCCAACUCGACACCUGCCUCAGCUGGCCCCGAGGCGGCUGGGGGAUCGGCAAACAGCCCCAAGGUGAAUGGACAAAUUUCUUGCCCGAGUGCGAUGCAAAAUGGCACUCCAGCGAAGGAGAGCCAAUCUCAGGGUUUGUUGCACAUCACCAUCCACGACUGGGAGCCGGAUCAGCCGGGGCAGCUUUACGUUGCAAAGGGCACCCUGGUGAACAUCUCCUACCGAGCAGCACAUGGCUGGGUUUACGCAGGAACUGUUCGAACAGCUGGGGACGAAACGCUUGAAAAAGGUCCAGAUGAGGGCUGGAUUCCGCAGGCAGUCGUCAAGCGAGUGACCAUGUGUCGAGUGGCUGUGGAUUGGCCAGCGGAGGGCCAAGCAACCUUGGGUGUGACGAAGGGGGAAAUUGUUGCCGUGUCGAAAGAGGCUGAAAGAGGAUGGGUCUAUGGCGAGCUCAUCGCAGCUGACACGUGCCAGCGGAUCGCACGGCCUGACAACAAGCCUUCAGACGGCUGGCUGCCCAAGAAGGUCCUGGACUACGUCCAGACGUGA
Molecule: messenger RNA, 2241 nt
Organism: Symbiodinium natans
Lineage: Eukaryota; Dinophyceae; Suessiales; Symbiodiniaceae
Source: the annotation of a GenBank genome assembly